Molecule: messenger RNA, 2598 nt
Organism: Polypterus senegalus (gray bichir)
Lineage: Eukaryota; Metazoa; Chordata; Cladistia; Polypteriformes; Polypteridae
Gene: gpatch3
Product: G patch domain containing 3
Exons: 7
Coding region: 249-1763 (504 amino acids)
Biological process (GO): positive regulation of DNA-templated transcription; negative regulation of RIG-I signaling pathway; negative regulation of type I interferon production
Molecular function (GO): nucleic acid binding
Source: RefSeq, a predicted model, not a curated record
CAUCCGACUACUUGUACCUGUCACUACGCGGUACGGAACACCGUUUAUACCAGUUAGUGGUCACCACGCGGGAGCACAAAUUGGACAGAUACCACAGAUCGGGUAGCGACAAUGCCAUACAUGUGAGUAGGCGGACAGCGGUCUGCAGGUGUCUCCACUUAAAACACGUAAGCCACACCGAUCUUCUAUAAUGACGCACUUCCGUGCAGUCAGUCAGCAGUGAUGAUUCGUGCGUUGUUUUUCCUGACAUGGCGACUUCCAUUGUUUACUGUGCUGUUAGCAACAUCCCAGCGAAGUUUAGAUCUGUAGAUUUGAGAAAUUUUUUUAGUCAGCUUAUUGAAGGGAGAUCAUUCAUAUGUUUCCAUUACCGACACCGACCGGAGGAACUCCGGGACCCGACUGCGGAUGAGUUCGACCCAGAGUCGGCGUCUUUACCAAAUGAGGAGACGUCGGCUGUCACACGGGACCGAAUCACGGCGACGAGAAAAAAUACCUGCUGCUGUGUGGUGGCACUAGAAGCCAAGCAGGCCGAGCGGUUCAUCAAGAUGUAUGUGGGGACCCAGUGGGUUGAUUCGAAAGGAGACUGGCUGGCCAGCCGCUGUGUGAUCAAGAGGAUCAGGGUUUCGGAGAAUCCAGAGUGCAACACUUUUAUCUAUAAAACCAAAAAGGAGAUUCAUGCAAGCGUAUCCCUGAAUAGGAAGUUUACGGAAAGCGAUCUGAAAAGACUACCAGAACUCAACCCACCUGCUUUGAUGCCGAAUGGCAAUGUAGGAACUCCAAGUAAAGUGUUCUUGGAGCUUAUACAGGCCUGCAGAUUGCCUCCAAGCAUCAUAAAAAAACUUGGAUUGAAGUUCCACAAAACGGGGUCAAACAGGAGAUACGGCAAUGUCCCAUUUGAGUACCAAAACACAGAGACCGUUGAACUGGAAGAAACCGUCUACACAGCCAGUGGAGUUGAAAUUUCAGAAAUGAACAAAGAGUGGACACAGCAAACUCAUCAGGUGUCCACGGGCUCCCCAAAGAGUGAAGAUUUAGCAUCGGCAGGCAGUAAACACAGAUCGGAUUCCUCAGAUGAGGAUGAUGACACUUGUGAGGAGUGGGAGCGUCACGAGGCUCUUUAUGAAGACGUGACAACCCAGGAACGAACAAAAGAAAGGUUGUUUGAGGAGGAAAUUGAACUGAAGUGGGAGAAAGGUGGCUCUGGGCUGGUUUUCUAUACAGAUGCGCAGUAUUGGCAAGAGGAGAAUGGAGAUUUUGAUGAGGAGACGGCAGAUGACUGGGACGUGGAUAUGAGUGUUUACUAUGACAAAGAUGGUGGUGACAAGGAUGCCAGAGAUUACGUACGAAUGAGAUAUGAAAAAAGACUGAGAGAUGGGGAAGAGACCGAAUCUCUGCAAAGUCUAGGGAUUGGAAGCUUUGAGAAAUAUACAAAGGGUAUUGGAAGGAGGCUGAUGGAGAAGCAGGGCUGGAAAGAGGGCUGUGGACUGGGUCACAGCCAGCCUGGCAUAACGGAGGCUCUUGAAAAUGAUGGGCAGCAUCCCAGGUGCAAGAGGGGGUUAGGAUAUCAUGGAGAGAAGCUUAACACCUUUGUUAAAACGAAAAAAAGGCCUUGUGAUUCUGGUGUUCGAAUUUCAACUAUUUACGAUGAGCCAGAAGACGGUGACAAAGGUGAUUUAUUACUUCGGCGUCAGCCUGCAACCAGCAUGAAGUAUCGGCAAAACUGGGUGCCUAAAUGUAAGAGCAGCAGCUCUAAACAGAAUUAGAUGGGACUCUGUGGCGUGAUUCUUUACUUUAUUUGUAUUGAUAUUAACAAGAUACAGUAUGCCAUCUAUUUUUAUAUGUUAUUUAAAUAUUUUGAGAGUGUAUGUAUUCUUGUGACAGCGGGAGAGUACAAAAUAAAACCGAAUGGGAAUAAAUAAACACUCUACUGCUUGUCCGCUCUCCCUCCACACACUUCAAACCCCUGUCUUCUUGGUGGGGUUGCAGACCCUCUCAAGCACUCGCUUUCUACCUCCUCUCGUUAUUUCUCUGCCUGUCUUACCCUGACGUCUCGUAAUCCUGCCAACAGAUUGUUUACCCGCUCCCACCACCUGAAUUGGCAGCCAUUGCCUUUAAACUACUCCCGGGAUUGGUCAGGAGAGGAGCACCAUGUGAAUGUCCUGGAGCCUCGGUCUAACUGAUCCCCGACUCCUUAUUAGAGGGUCAAACGCACAUGGUAGCUGCCUGACAGCCUUGUCCCUCGUAAUACAAUGUUGGGGCCUUUAUGUGGAGUUUGGUACACCAUGUUAAUUCCUAAGGGGAAACUAUUGUCCCCAAAAGGAUACCAUUGUCAAACAUAGUUCACAGACAGUUCUUCAUGCAGUUUGUUUGUCACCCAUAGCUUCUUUCUAUGCCGAAGAAGAAAUGACAUGUGAAUCUGUCGUGCCAUCACCAGCAGCAGCAGCACACUCUCGUCCCUCUGCUAGGGCCUGGCAUUAUACUGUCGCAUUAUAUAUCAAGGACAUUGACUAAUUAAAAUGUCAUCUUAAAUUUGUUUCUUGUUGGAAAUACCAAAGUGAGACAAUCCCUUUAUAUUUUUAUAAAGCUAUAUUUUUUUUU